This is a messenger RNA of Olea europaea var. sylvestris, 2450 nucleotides long. Its product is annotated as transcription factor GAMYB-like. The coding region runs from base 368 to 2011 and encodes 547 amino acids. The record is from RefSeq and is a predicted model, not a curated record. The transcript is spliced from 4 exons. NCBI's taxonomy places the organism in Eukaryota, Viridiplantae, Streptophyta, Magnoliopsida, Lamiales, Oleaceae.
CGUGAGCGUCAUCCUGGGGUCACACUUGCGUGAGCUCUGAAUUGCAAAUAUGGUCCAUUCCCCCGCUUUCACACACAAAUGCACGCACUUCUAUAUAGAUAUAUAUCGAAUUGUGUAUACGUCUAUGUUUCUGCGCAUAUACGUAUCUCUGUGUGUAUAUAUGGACUGUAAUCAUUCCCCUCCGUUUCAAUUCCUCAUCCGAUUUCCAUAUUUCCUGCACAUCUUGAUUUUUAGCUCCUUUUCUGGUUAUUGAAUUCUGCCUAAUCCAGCAUGUGCAGUUUGUUAAAGAUACUCCCAAUUCCUUUUAGCCUUUGAGCUAUUGUUUAGUUGGAGUUUGAGAAGUAAAAAUUUGAUCUUGGUCAUAAAGAUGAGCUGCAGCAUCAGCAAUGAACUGUCUGCUGAUUCAGCUUUGUUUGAUGAAGGUGGCAGUUAUGGAGGGAGCUCAAAUGUUGGAGUUGUUCAGAAGAAAGGGCCAUGGACCUCGGCAGAAGAUGCAAUUUUGGUGGACUAUGUGAAGAAGCACGGAGAAGGUAACUGGAAUGCUGUCCAAAAACACUCAGGGCUUUCCCGGUGUGGUAAAAGCUGCCGUCUGCGAUGGGCUAAUCAUCUGAGGCCAAAUUUGAAGAAAGGUGCAUUUACUCCAGAGGAAGAGAGAUUAAUCAUUGAGCUCCAUGCUAAGAUGGGUAACAAAUGGGCUCGAAUGGCUGCACAUUUGCCUGGACGUACAGACAAUGAGAUAAAGAACUACUGGAAUACUCGAAUCAAAAGACAUCAACGUGUUGGCUUACCAUUAUAUCCUUCUGAUUUUUGCUUGCAAGCAAUUCGGGAGAAUCAACAAAAUCUAAAUGCACCUGGAAUACCUGGUGGAGAUACAGGAUGUCAAAAUCUCUUGCAAAGUAAUGGUUGUCAGACACCGGAUGUGAUGUUUGAUAGUUUAAACACCAAUCAGGGAGUCUUACCAUAUGGAACAGAAUUUCUAGAUGGUUCUGCUAGUAGCUUGUUGAUGAAAGGUUUUAAUUCUCAGUUUUCUCACUUUAUUCCUUCUAUGACAAGACGCCAGAAACGGACUCGAGAACCAGAUGAGUUUAUAUCGUGGUAUAGCAACAGUACUUCAGAUGAUAAUCCCCCAUUUGAUAGGGAUCAAAAUGAUGUUUAUCAAAAUAACACGGCUCAACUAGUAGUUCCAUGUUGUACAUAUGACCCUGAUCCAGUCACCAAGAAGCUAUUAUCUUUUGGUGUAAAUCACAGCCAUUCUAUAUUAAAUGGCCACUUCUCUGCUUCUAAGCCCACAGCAGGUGCUAUGAAGAUAGAACUCCCUUCACUCCAACAUCAAGAAACUAGUUUAGGUCAGUGGAGAUCACCUCCUCUGCCCCCUGUACUCGAAUUAGUGGAUUCUUUCAUCAUGUCUCCACAAUCUGUGCCCCUGCCCCUGCCCCCAGGUUGUCCUUCACCUCGGAGCAGUGGACUAUUGGAAGCUUUAGUUUAUGAGGCUAAUUCAAGGGGCAAUUCAAGGAAUCAGUCUUCUGAAAAGAGUACAAGUUCAUCUAAGAUUUCUUGUAAUAAUAUAACUGACAGUUCUGCCUUGAAAACAUCCUCCACUGAGUUCGGAGGCUAUCAUGACCCUAAGUCCUCAUUGGGUAAUUCAAGUGGUUCAGUUUUAAGCGAGUGCACCCCUACGAGUGCCACUGGAAGUUCACUGGAAGAAAAUGUACCUGGUAUUGAACAAAGUUGGAUCCUGGAUGGAGAGAGGAGAGAAAAUCUGAAUCAAUUGCAUUUCUCCAGGCCUGAUGCUUUACUCGGUUCAUGUUGGAUUGAGCAGAGUGCUUUCUGUUCAAAGGAACAUGGCACUGUGAUGGAUGACAUAACAUCCCUUCUUGGAGAUGAUUUAGGCACUGAAGUAAAAGAUACGAACCCUGGAACUUCUGGUUUGAGUUCUGAAUGGAGUCUUACCUGGAAUAAUAUGCCUGCUGUCUACCAAAUAUCUGAACCUUCCAUGAAUAAUGCUCUUUAAAAUUGAUCUCUGAACGUCGUUCAGCAUGCUCAUAUCAGAUUUUUUCUUGAAGAUCAUUUCAACAAAAACAAAUUCAGAACUUUUCAUAGAUAAUGCAGGUUCAUCUAUGUUGUGUUUCUAUAAUUUCUGUGUUCAUUAAGGCUUUGUUUCUUCUUUCCAUAUUGCUCAUAUGCCUUCUAUCUCAACAUGGGGGUAUAUGAAUUGAUGAAAACAUUAUGAAGAUUUGGUAGAAUACCCUUGUAUUGUCCUCAGUCUUCAGGCACUGUAAUUUGAUGAUUUUUGAAGUACAUGUUUUAGAAAUGAUGUAUUCAUCUAGCAUAGCAUUUCAUUGAUCGGAUACGACUUAGUUCUCUUUUAUUGAGGUCCUGUCAAAGGAAUCAUUUAUUGGUGAGAAGAUAAAUCCUCUAUUUGCUGCAAUAAUACAUUCUUUUUGUUGAAA